UCCGAGGAUUGUUUUGAAAAUGUUUGUACAGUGAUAACAAAAAUUUCGGCUCGUUUUUGUACAAUUUUAAAUUCAAAUGGAAGUUACUUGUGGACUUUUGUCGAAUUUAGUACAAACAAAAUCAAUAGAACGAGUUUUAGCACCUAUUGCGUCACAGAUUUCAUUGUUGAUCAUACUUGACCAUUCAGAUGGCAUACAAACUGAUAUGGGACCAUGUGCUGAAGUGGUUAUGCAGGCAGCUGAACGUCUUGUGACACUAGGAAAAGAAAGAGCUAACAAGACUGCAGAUGAUGAGCUGAAAAGACAAAUGGAAAGUGCUUGUGAGAUAUUAGAUUUAUCAAGCAGUGAUUUAUAUAUAGCAUCACAGAGAGUUACAGCAUCAGCCAGUAAAGAAAAUAAGAGUAGAGUUAUAACUGCUUCAAAGAAUGUUCUUCAGGGAACAAUGAAAGUGUUAUUGGUGUCUGAUGAUUAUGAAGUUAGAAAGAUUCUGGCUGCAGCCCAUACUGUCACAGAAACUGUUGGACUUCUUAGUCAUGUUGAUAAUAUGACUGAUUUGUUAUCUAGAUUUAAGAGUUUCACAGAUACUACUUCAAUUCUAACAUCUUUAGCAAAUAAGAGACAAAAAGAUCUUUGUCAAGAUAGACAAAGGGAGAGAAUAAUUACUGCACUCAAUUUAUUGAAGAAAUCCAUUCCAUCAAUUAGUGUAGCUUUACAAAGUUGUAUAAAAUAUCCUAGCAAUGCUCAGGCUCAUGUGAGCAAGUCAUAUGUGAUAAACCAAGUUCUGUCUGCAGUAAGAGAUAUUGUUGAGGCCAUUGAAAACAAAUUUACUGAAGAAGAUUAUUUAGAUGUAGAGCAACCUGGCUACUUUGUUUCUAAAAUUGAUCAGAUAUUAGAAGCACUGUCUACAGAAAACCGAGAAGAUUUAGAUAUAGAUGUAGAGAGUUGGACAGAAGGAAUUAUCAGACAUAGUAUGUUGGUGGCACAUCUCUGUACAGACACAUAUAGAAAUCUUAUUAUCAUUAAUUGUCAAAGGAUUUUACAACUGAAAGGUCGUGUUUUAGCCUUGUCGCUUGCCAUCAAAGAGAAAACAGAUAUACAGAGAAUGAGAGAGGAUUAUGAUGAGUGUUGUGAAUCAUUGAUUGAUGAGUUUUGUGAAUUAGAGAAGAAUGUCAACAUGAGUUUACUUCACUUGAUCGUUGAUAUAUUCAAAGAAACAACAGAACCUAUAGAAAGAUUGAUAAAGGCAGCAAUGUAUCCUAAACAGGAUCAGUCUAUAGAAGAAAAUGACAUUUUGAUAACAGAGUUUGAAGAACAUGCAGAUAAAAUGUGUCAAGUUGCCAGCUUUGCAGCAGCUAGCUCAACUGAUGCCACACGUGUCAGAGUAAUAAGAACAUGUGUAUGUCAUCUGGAAAGAUUGGAUCCUGAUAUUGUACCAGCAGCUCUAUGUAUGGCCAGGGACCAGUUGGACAAGAUGGCUGUCCGUCAUGUCAAGCUUCUAAUGAAAGAAUGGUCUUUUGAGUUGAAUACGUUGAUGCAAAUCUUGGAUGAAAUGACAGAUCCUCAGAUAUUUAUGGCUGUUUCUGAGAAAAGAAUAGAAGAAGACAUAGGUGUAUGUAGAGGAUAUGUAAUGACCUGUGAUGUAGAAGGUAUUAAUAGUGCAAUUAAAUCUCUGGUGGGUAGAUCACGGCGAGUAUGUCAGGUUGGAGAGAGAAUUGUGGAUAGCCAUGAUGAUCCACUGUAUCGUAACGGAUUAUUAGUUUAUGUUAAAAGCCUCCAUAAAGCAAUAACUGGAAUAAGAGCAGGAUCAACCCAUGUAUACUCUGAUGUAACCAGUAAUUCUGCAGUAGAAUCAUUACUUAGAAGAUUAUCACAUUUGUUAGAAUGUGUAAGAAAAGUCAAAAAUGGUUUGAAUGCAGAGAAUCAGCCAAACAUACUUAGUCCAGAGAGGCGGAAUCUCAGAUUUGCAGAAGCUGAGAAAAGAAGGAAAACCUCAAGUUCUAGUCAUAUUAAAUUUUCAUCAACUGGUGCUUUGAAAUCUCUGCCACUCGACAACAGAUUCCUACAGGAGGAUAUCUGUAGUAAAGAUGACUUUCUCACACACUCAUCUGUCUCUACUCUACAAAAAAUAGUCCCAUUACAACGAAGUGCAUUACAGAAAAGUACUGAAUCAUUGCAAUCUGUCUCAUCUCAGGAAUCAUUUCAUCAAACAAACGUCAAUCCGCAGGAAUCAUAUCAGCAGAACAGAGAGAAGUCUCUCAAAUCGUAUCAACACACAUCAAGGUUAAAAUCUAGUCAAGAUCUGACCACUACCUCUCAUAUAAAAGAAAAGAUAACUGAUGCUGUAAAUAAGGGAGAUAAGCAUGUUAUAAAGUCUGUGAGUGGAGAUUUGUUAGGAUGGAGUAAUCACAUAGUAGAUAGUGCUGAAUGUCUUUUGGUACACUCUGAUACUGCCAAACGAAGAAGUAUACAUUCCCUGUGUAGUGAAGUAGAUGAAUUAGUUGCAGACCUGACAGAGAAAUUAAAAUAUAUAGCAAUGGGUGAUCAAGAUGAUAUUUCUGAUAUUUGUUCUUUAAGUCAACUAUGGGAAGUCAAGAUUGAGAAGAUAAGAGUAUUUAUAGAUGUUACAGUGGACCAGUGGAAAGACGUUUCUGACCCUGUUUAUCAGUCAACCAUGUCUUCUGAUCAGCGGCUAAUGAAACAACAGAUUGAUUCAUUAAAACAUCACACCACAAGUAUAUCAGAACUAAUGAAUCUAACAGAAUGUAUCGAUGAUAAAGAUAUCAGGGAAGAAAGGUGUCAUCGUCUACAAGAGAAUAGUAACGAGUUAGAUAACAUAACAGUUACCAUAGUAACAACAUCAGGUGUAAUAAAUAAAUCAUCUACUCAUCAAGAUAAAUGUCAACUGGAACAACUUUGCAGAGAAUGGGCAGUGAGAAUAUAUUGUGUUCUUGAUGACCUUGAAGAAUUGACCUCUAACCUUUACACUAAAGGUUGUGAAAGAAAUGUGUGGCCAAAUGACAGCAUUCCGUUAAAAGACUCACAACUUUUUGAACAUAUACAACAUCAGAAUAGCCAGAUAAGAAAUCUCUUACACAGUGCAUGUCUUGGAAAUGACAAUGUAUCUGAGUUAGCAACAUCUCUAUGUUUAGAUCUAGAUGGAUUGUAUGACAGUAUAAAAUCCACUUCAUCCAAAAAGAAAAGAGAAGGGAAUAAAAUAACAGUGACAUACAUAUGUUGUAGACUUGGUCUACUUUCUUCACAAUGGAUUGUUAAGAGUAUAAAAUGUAUGGAUAUAUUACAAGAGCAAACAUUAAUAUAUACUGCUUUAUUAAAUAAACUGUCAGAUAGUGCUAUGGAAGUCAGAACAGCUAAAACAGACGCAGAAAAACAAAUGUGCAUGUCAGAGUUUCAGUUGUCUCUAAGUAAAUUCAGUGAAAGUUUGAUGAGUUUAAGACAGAAAACUUUACAAGGUAUCCAGCUGUCUACAGAACUUGACAAGCGAUCAGCUGUUAGAAAGUGUUUAGAUGAAGUGACUGGAAUCUCUCCUCAGCUUAUUGAUAUUGUCAAAAAAUUAACUGAAGAUGGUGAUUUAUCAACUACAAUGGAGGAAUUCACUAAGCAAAAGUUUUCAUGGGCAGCUAAAGUUCGUCAGCUUCUUGUGUGUAUACAACAGAUGAAAGAUUUAAAGCCUGGAUUAGUUCAAAAUUUGAAUAAAGUUUUAGGUGUGAAAACAUCUGAAGAUAUAACACUUGCUGAGACAAUGGACCCAUCAGUCCAACCAGUGGAGGAGAAUGACAACAGACAAGAAGGAUUUAAAACAGUACAUGAAGAACUUCUCUGUGUUACAAGUGAAAAACAGAAUAUGGCAGUUGGUCAAUUUUCUAAAGUAGGAAGGAAAAAGAAGGCAUCUGAUUCUCCAUAUAAACCUAAUGCUUCUGUUCUAGCAGCAUCUAAAUACCUACAGUCCGAGGCAGAGAAAUGGGAAGAUGAUUGCAAUCCUAUUGUCAAGGUAGCCAAGGAGAUGUCCUCACAGCUUAAUAAGAUGACAGGCUAUAUCAAAGGUGAAGGUCAGAUUCAAACACAUGAAGAACUAGUAAAAACAGCAAGAUCUGUAGCAGAGAAUGGCAGAAAGAUGAUGAAGUUUGCAGAAAUCCUCUCACAGCACUGUGUUGACAAAAGGUUUGCUAGGGAUUUGAUUUUUUAUGCCAACCAAAUACCAACAGUCAGUACACAGCUGAGUAUCAUAGCCAAUGUCCAUCAAGGUUCAUCAGGAGAUGGUGAUAUUCCAUCAGAUGAGGAAGUGAUUAUUGUGUACAAGCAAAAGGUGACUAAAAUUUUGACAGAGAAUGCAGAAAAUUUGAUGAAGAUAGUUUUGCAGACCAUGAAAGCAGCAGAGGCUGUAUGUGUAAAAGGUUUAAAGGCUCCUGAGGAUUCAAGUAACAGUGAUGCCACCAGUGCCAUUGUCCUAGCCACUCAGUGGCAGAGACGACUUAUUCGACAGAGACAGAGAGAAAUUGUUGAUGCUGACAGAGACGGUCUUGGCUUACGCCGAAUUGAAGAGCACAGGCCACCAAAAUUAACACAAAUAUUUAAAACCGAUUCUGUGUGAUUAUACAGUCUUAUUUAAUGCUGAUAUUUUAGAUUUGAUUCUAUCCUUGCUGAUUGGCUGCUACAUGUAUUUGUAUUAACCUGAAAAUGACCUGUCUUUAAAAAUAAGUUUUUUAAACUGCAACAAAAGUUUCCUUUACCUUUAAAAUAAACAAAAACUUUGUUGCUAAAUAAUUUUUCUGCUUCAGUUUCUAGAAAUAAAUUUUUAAGAGAGUUUGUCCUGGUAAAUGAUGUUAAACUUUCCAGACAUUCAGAAUAAAUGAACUUUUUAUUCUUUAUAUGACUUUUUAACAGUGUUAAAAAUUACAGACUUCAUGUAAAAAAGACAGUAAUACAUGCUUUUUAUAAAUAAUAAUGUGCAUUUGGUGUGGCCAUAAUGAAUAAUGGUUGAGGAUUUCAGCAAAAAGAUGAUUUUUAAAGAGAUAGACCUUGAAAAAUCAGGAUCAUUACAAUUCUGUUACCUUUAAAAAUUCUGCAACUUUUGUGCAGACUUUAUUCUGAAUAUUAUGUGAGCUACUUUACAGAAACAUGAAAACUGAAGGAUAUGUAAUAAUUAAUACAUUUAGAAAAUUGCAGCCCAUUUUUUUCCGAUUAGUCAUACUUUUAUUACGUGCCAUAUCUAUAAGGCAUUCAUAUAAUGCUUUUGUAAAGACAAUGGAACUUGAUUCCUUUUGGAUUAUCUCCCAUAUAUCAGAAAAAUCUAAACUGAAAAAUAACUCUUUAUGCAUACAUUUAUACAGCAGCUAGAAUAUUUCUUGCUGUCUUUAUCUACCAAAUAUAGUAACAAAGGGAUAUUUCAUGCAAUGUUGAUUUGUAUCACUUUUCUGUAUAAUUUUGACUUGUCAUUUAUUUAUAAGGAUGGGUAGCUUUAACACUAAUUGCUGAUAAUUAGGCAUUUCCCAAAGUCAUAUUUAUCAUCUGUUUUAACGUUAUUUUAUGUAAAAAUGCAUUCUGCUGGCUUAUUUUUUGCAUUUAGUAGAUCUGCUUUGAUGUUAUAUGGGCUUCAAUCAUUGAUAGUUGAUGGUAGUACAAUAUACAUGAUAUACAUUAGUUUAUUUAAUUCAUAUUGUUAUUUUUACAAGAACAUUUUACCAUAUUGGUUGUAAUAUAAAUGAGUAUUUACUCAAAAUAUUUCCCAAUUGUUUUAUUUAUUUUAUUGUAGUCAGCCUUUGUUGUGAACAUUUUUACACAUGUACAAAGAGUUUACAAUAUUGUAUAAUGCAUUUUAUGAUUUUAUGUAACAUUCAAAUAAUUGUGCAAUAUGCCGUGUAUCUAAAGAGGCAGAGGACAUUUUAGCAAAAAAUUCAUAACUGCUAGUGAACAUUUUGAGUGCCAACAUUACAGCUAGUUUUAGCUCCAAAUUAAUACAUUCAUUUAUAUUUUCAAUAGCCCAUUUUAGAGAAAAUUUAACAACAAUUCCUAAAUUGGUGGGGUUUACCAUGAAAUUAAAAUGUGGUUGAAGCAAAUCAAAGAAAGGAUAGUGCAAUAUGUGAUGGAUCGACAAAACAUCAAAAGACCAAGAAAUCCAACAUGAUAAAAAGAGAAGGACCAGUUCUUACUUUAAUUAUAUGGUCAAUAUUUCAGAAAGAACAUAUUUAGAUCCUAUUAUGUGCAAUCACUGGAAUACAAACAUUAGAACAUUUUUUGUCUCGGCUGCGAUGAACAGGGAUUACUAUCCGGCGCUGGCAGCAGUGUAAAUUAUUUGUAUAAAGCUUUAAAUUCCAGAAGGUAGAAGAACUGGAUGCUUUAUACUUUGUAUGCAGAUACCUUAUGUUACAAAGUUUCCGUCUGUCAUAUGUCCAUUGUCCUUUACCUCAUUUUCAUGGUUCAGCAACUGCUUGAAAACAAAUUAAGACUUUUUUGUCAUGUAAAUUUCUCACUUAUAAUGAGUGAGAGGAUAACUAUAUUUGGUAUAUGGGUUCCUUGCAACGUCUUCAUGUCCGUUAGACAGGGUUCACCUGACCUCGACCUCAUUUCAUGGAUCACUGAUCAAGGUUAAAGUCAUGUGAUAAGGUCCGUUUCUCAGAUACUAUAAGAAGUAGGUCAUCUAAAUGUGAUUUAGGAAAUCAUUGUAAGGGGUACAUGUCUGACUGGUAGGUUUCAUCUGACCUUGACGUCAUUUUCAUGGUUCAUUGGUCAAGUUUUUGUGUUUUGGUCUGAUUUUCAAGUACUAUAAGCAAUAGGUCAACUAUAUUUGGUGUAUGAAAUGAUUGUAAAGUGUACAUGUCCGUUUGACAGGAAUUAUCUGACCAUAACCUCAUUGUCAUAGAUCUUUAAAAAUGUUAAGUUUAUUUGAUUCUUGUAGUAAAACGUUUAUCUUUAGGACUUUCAACAUAAGAUCAAUGGUCAGUAAAGCAGGCAAGACACUUUUCAGCGUGUGCACUCUGUAUUAUUUAUUGAGAUAAGAAAUAGAUGACUUAGAAGACAUCAUUAAUUUUAUUAUAUAAAGUAUUUAGACUACUUAAGUAGUGUUUAUUGAAUAAGACAUUUUAAUGUUGUGCUGUUUUGAAAUUAAUAACUUGUCAUUCUACUAUCAGAUAUUGUAAAUCAAGAAAAACAUGGAAUGGUUUUCUUUCACUAAAAUGGACUUUGACAGGUUUAGAUUUUACUGAAAUGAUUAAAAAUCUUGCACUAAAAAGGGUUUUACUUUGUGCUAGGUGGUUUUUUGGCUCAAUUCUCCUACCAAUUGACUAAAAUGUCCUUUGACGAUUGAUCUAAACUUUAAUGUUUGAUCUAUAGGUUGUCACAUAGUUUGAAAGUGAAAAUUAAUCUUAUAUUCUUCAUACUAAUAAAAAUAGAUUUGAUGGAUAUGUCAAUGAGAAAUCCACCAAACAAAACAAAAAACCAAAAAUGAUAUUUAUUUGAGAGUAUUGUAAAGUUUUAGUGAAAACUACAUCAAAUAUUAAAAAAGAGCAAAGAAUUAUUUUUUAUAUGCAUUUUUACUUAUAAUUUUGUGGUAUUUAUGAUUUUAAUGAACAGUUGUGUUUUUCUUUAAAAAAAAAAGUUUAUACAAAA
Messenger RNA from Mytilus californianus (California mussel), 7623 nucleotides. RefSeq lists its product as uncharacterized. The coding region runs from base 77 to 4609 and encodes 1510 amino acids. The record is from RefSeq and is a predicted model, not a curated record. Gene Ontology annotation, cellular component: catenin complex; adherens junction. NCBI's taxonomy places the organism in Eukaryota, Metazoa, Mollusca, Bivalvia, Mytilida, Mytilidae. Gene Ontology annotation, molecular function: beta-catenin binding; actin filament binding. Gene Ontology annotation, biological process: cell-cell adhesion; cell migration. The transcript has 31 exons.